UAUUUACUUCAUACACGAAACCUAGAGGUAUUACUUCAACCCGAGUAAUUUAAACAGUUUUUGGUACAAUCGAUUCGGUGUUAAACAAUUGAAUUCGUGACUUCAGUGUAAUGGAACAUGUCGAAGAAGCACAAGUGGCAAGAACAUUUGUUCGGUAAAAAUCUAAUCAAAUGUGAGAGUGCCGACGUUGACGCGGUGAAAACAACGGGAGGGAAGAACCUCGUCCCCUGCAUCGAUUCGCUCAAGAGGGUUGAAGUGAUUGGUGUUUAUUUUUCGUUCGCUAAUAUCAAUUUGAAAUGUGACGAACUGAAACAAAAGCUGAAAGAGCUCUACAAAAAGAUUAAUAGUGAAACGAAGAGGUUCGAAGUCGUACAGGUGGUCCUUUGGGCUAAUACCGAUGUUUACGGAGACUUUGAAAAAGGACACAGCGACUGUUUACAAAACACCCCUUGGCUCGCCAUGUGCUUCAACGAAACGCAACUGAAGGAAAGACUGUCACGUCGGUACAGGAUUAAGUCCGGUGUGACUACCUUAGUUCUCCUUGAUUCCGAGGGAAUUACAAUCAGUAGAUCGGCACAAGAUAGUCUACUGCAAGAUCCAGAAGGAGCCUUAUUUCCAUGGAAACCCAGACCUGCUGAACAGAUACUAUCAGGAACGACAUUACAACAAGGAGGAUCCUACAACGUUGAUCAUCCGAGUUAUACUAAAAAUGGUUUAACGUACGACGACUUACCGAAGGGUAUUCGUGGUUUUUAUUUUUGUGCCAACUGGUGUCCUCCUUGCCGAGCGUUUACUCCGCAGUUGAUUGAGAUGUACCGAAGAAUUAGAAGGAAAGAUCCGGAUUUCGAAAUAAUUUUCGUAAGCAGUGAUCGGUCCCUAGCUGACAUAACAGUUGUUCAUUCUGUGUUAGAUGGUGAAGAAACCGAAGUUCAGUUUGCCGAAGCAGUUCUCCGCCCGGUGGCAGAGGCCUACUACAAAAAGAGCAACAUCAAUCUGGACACACCUGACGAAGAUUUCCUUUACGGAUGCGACCACGAGCUGUACCUGCAAUUCCUCAUUGGAGUGGAUUCGGAAACGGCAGACAUUGUUCGAGAACUGACCGGCAUCGACGACGUUGUUCCCUUAUUGGUAGCUGUCGACAUAUCGAAUCGAAAAGUUGCCGUUAUGGAAUACGGCGUCGAAAUAACUGAAGAAUCCGUAGCCUGUUUUACAGAACAAUUCCAAAAGGGAGAACUGCACACGUACUCGAUAGUGGACAAAAUGAGCGAACAAGUCAACGACAAAUCAGAAAGCAGAUGAAAUAAACCUCAAGGUUCAUGUACCAUCUAAAUUAACUCCUGAAUUAUUAAAAAUCUUGGUAUGUGCGAGGAUUGAUCCCUCUGCUCCACCUUUCACUUCGUAUAUUCAAGUUUUUGACUUCCGUACCUCUAAAAGUAAAACGAAACUCUUAAUAAACUCUUUGAUAUUUGACGUAAUCAUAAAGUCUUAUAUAUUUUUGCGUACACUAUGCGGAUAUCUGUCUAAUUAACUAAUUGGGAUAAACUUAACUUUUUUGCGAAAUUUUGUCUAAGUGUCUUAUUCACACCUAUAUUGUAAUACUUUAAACUGUCGAAUUUGGUUUGAUUAAUUUUUUUUAAGGGCAUUAAUACGAAGCUUCAAAUAGUAUCACCCCCUAAGAGAAUUAAUGCCAUAAACCCUUUCUUACUCAUUGUAUACAUCAUAAAGGAAACCUCUGCAGAAUUCCAGCUAUCUAAAGAUCUAAGGCUUUAGCCUUCAGGUUGAUGACUUAGUAAGUCAGUUGGUCAGAACUUCUUUCUUUUCUUAUAGGUUGCUGAAAAUGUACUACGUAAAACAACCCCAUACAGUUUUCAUAGAUGCUGAAACUGAAAUUAUGGGGUGGAAACACAUAUAUUUAGUAAUAAUUUUCUUGAACAUUACUAGAAAAAGUUUGGUAGUGUUCGAGAAUUAUUUUGGCAUUGCCUCUCGUUUUACCUAAGUUCUUCCAGCCCCAAAAAGUUCAAAUACAUUACAGCCGAUGGUGAUGUACAUAUACAUAUGAAAGCGCCAGGCAGUAGCAGAGAUUGUUACUGAUGAGCAAAGCUCAUCUUGGUCUUGCAAACUGAGUGUUGGUCUUACGAAGAUGCAAUCCAAGAAUGUAUUUAUGCUAGUAAGACUUAGACCAAGACCGAACGAACAAGACCAAGGCUAAAACCAUGACCAAACAAACAAGACCAAGACUAAAGCCAAGAUCGAAUAUCCAAGACUAAACGAAGACUUAUUACUUCCGAUGGAUUUAUGAGUUAAACUAUUUGAAGCAACUUUAACAUACUCUUUUCUU
Messenger RNA from Agrilus planipennis (emerald ash borer), 2338 nucleotides. RefSeq names its product nucleoredoxin-like. NCBI's taxonomy places the organism in Eukaryota, Metazoa, Arthropoda, Insecta, Coleoptera, Buprestidae. The record is from RefSeq and is a predicted model, not a curated record. The transcript has 5 exons. Bases 118 to 1299 code for a protein of 393 amino acids.